Molecule: messenger RNA, 738 nt
Organism: Trichoderma gamsii
Lineage: Eukaryota; Fungi; Ascomycota; Sordariomycetes; Hypocreales; Hypocreaceae
Exons: 1
Coding region: 1-738 (245 amino acids)
Source: RefSeq, a predicted model, not a curated record
AUGGACUCGUCGAAGACCUACAGCGGCCCGGGAAAGCAGGCGAUGCAAUAUGAGUCACCCGAACCGCUGCUGGACGUGUUCAAGGCCGCGGCGCUGUCCGUGACCCAGCUUUACAAGACAUCUGCCAAAGCAGAGGCGCGCGCUCGCGUAGACGGAUACCAAGACUGUUUGGACGACCUCCUCCUCUUCCUCGAUAAGCAAAGCAUUGGCCUGGACGAUGGCGAGGGCUGGAGGAUUAGAAGAUGGGCCACAGAGCGGCUUGAUGGGCGAGAGGCAGGACAUCAGAGCACUGAGAGCGAAGAUGAGACCGACAAGGGCGAGAGAACCACGUCGCCCGAGGCUUCUCGGGCUAGUGCCGAACCAUCAGCGUCUACGCCGGCUCCGAUCCAAUCUCGAACACAUUCACCUGCCGCUGCCGUCCCUGCGCCUCCUCCUACGAACGAAGAACCAACCCAUUUUGUUAUACCAACACAAGAGGCCUUCACCUUCCACUCAAACUAUCCCAACAUUGCCACCCUGGACCUAUCAGACCCACGACCACAGGACGUAUCUUCUUUCCCGCCUUCAUUCAGUUCUAAGUUCGGAUCAAGCUCUUCUAGGAACGGCCCUCGAUCUUCAUCACAUCAUAGCCGGGGAGUGGGAGCGAAGCGUAAGAUGGACUUUGACGACUUUUUCGGCGGCUGUUUGGACAGCAAAGACUCAGCCGGCAACGGAAGCAAACGCAGUCGACACACAUGA